AUGAUGUCAGGAGCAAAAUCUGACCAAAAAGGACCUCGUAGAAGUUUAUCAACCAGCAAAACUAAAAAAAAAGGGUCGAAUUCUGUUAUUUCGUACUUCACCAAUGCGCCACCUGCCAAACUUGCCUGCCCCGUUUGUAGUACUAUGGUACCGAGAUAUGACUUAAGCCGGCACCUUGAUGAGAUGUGUGCUCAUAAAGCUGAUGCCAUUCGGACAUGUCCAGUUCCUGUUGACUUACCGAAUCCAAGUGUGUCCACAGUGGAUUUAACCAACAAUGCCUUAGAGUCCGUAACUCCAAUGAAGUCAUCGCCAAAGAGGAGUUUAAGCCCUGAUCCGGGUGAUUCAGCUCCAAAGAGCAAAAAACAGAUCAGUUCCUACUUUAAAGGCAAGGAUGAUUUUAUGUGCAGAAGUCAGCCUGAGCUGAGUAGGCCUGUGAAAGUCAUUCCUUUGGGAAGCCUGGCAUCCAAAUUGUCGAGUAAAUACAGAAUGGCUAAAAAAGCCAUCGGUAAGAAUACAGAGUUUGGGACUCACAGAGUUACAGAUCCAAGCAGUUCCUUAUCCACAGAGGUUAAAAGCUUGGCUGACAACUGCUCAGGGAUUGAAAACAGGGAUGAAAUUUUGGAGAACUUUUCUCAAAAGGAAAACGUUUUUGGGUGUGAGUCACUUAAAGAAGAGAAUGCUUCUGAAUGUACCGUAGAAAGCAGUAAAAUAAUGGAAGCUGACAGCCAGAAAGCUACCCAGGAAUGUGCGGAAUCAGACCUCAUCUCUGGCUUGUCAGAUAAUUCCUUUGCAUUGUUUUCUUCAGAUGUAACUUUGGGGAAUAAUUUAAAGUCUAUGUCACAAGACAGUCGUGAAAAGCAGGAAAGUAUCAAAGGAGUAGAUAGUAAAAAAUUUGAGGCAGGUCGUUGUAAAGAAGUAACACUGACUGUUGCUAAUCAAAGUAGAGCCCAGUUGUCAGACUUGAAAGCAGAGUCUCAGACUUCCACAAAUGAUGUUGCUCUGGAAGGUGACAGUGGCUUAAGGAAUGAAACUGUUCACAAUGCUCCUUUGGAGGCGGGCCCAAGCUGUGAUGUUCCUGACACAACAGCCGAAACACCCCCAAAACAUCCUUACUACCUUCAAAGUUUCCUUGUGGUGCUGAAAGCUGUUCUUGAGAAUGAAGAUGAUUUGAUGCUUUUUGAUGAACACGAGAAGGAAAUUAUAAGUAACUUUUAUCAAUUAUCAGCUAAUGGUCAGAAGUUAUAUGUCCGACUUUUUCAACGUAAAUUUAACUGGAUUAAAGUGAAUAAAUUAGAAUAUGAAGAGAUUGCCCCAGAUUUAACACCUGUAAUCGAAGAACUGAAGGCAGCCGACUUUGUCCAGACAGAAUCUGAAUUGCAAGAACUCACUGAAGUGCUUGAGUUACUUUCUGCUCCGGAAGUAAAAUCCUUGGCAAAGCUCUUCCACCUGGCAAAUCCCAAUGGACAGAAGCAACAGCUGGUCGAUUCUUUUCUCAAAUUGGCCAAACAGCGUUCCGUCUUCACCUGGGGCAAGAAUCCGCCUGGCAUUGGAGCAGUGAUUUUAAAAAGGUUUUACUGACUGGUGUUAUAG
Molecule: messenger RNA, 1590 nt
Organism: Chrysochloris asiatica (Cape golden mole)
Lineage: Eukaryota; Metazoa; Chordata; Mammalia; Afrosoricida; Chrysochloridae
Gene: FAN1
Product: FANCD2/FANCI-associated nuclease 1
Exons: 3
Biological process (GO): interstrand cross-link repair
Cellular component (GO): nucleus
Molecular function (GO): 5'-flap endonuclease activity; 5'-3' exonuclease activity; flap-structured DNA binding
Source: RefSeq, a predicted model, not a curated record